Messenger RNA from Rubroshorea leprosula, 3075 nucleotides. The record is from the annotation of a GenBank genome assembly. NCBI's taxonomy places the organism in Eukaryota, Viridiplantae, Streptophyta, Magnoliopsida, Malvales, Dipterocarpaceae.
AUGAUCAUCUACAUGCUUUUUACUCUUGCAUGCAGGCUCAGAAUGCCUCUGACGCGUUGAUGUGCAAAAUCUUUCCCUCUACUCUCCGAGGUAAUGCUCGAACCUGGUACUACAGUCUGCCUCCGAGAUCAGUCAGCUCGUACACAGAACUGGCAUCUGCUUUUGCCACAAAGUUUUCCAGUAGAAGGUUGAUCAGGAAAACCACUUCUGAGCUGAUGCGGGUUAGGCAGAGGGACAGAGAGUCUUUGAAGAAUUUUAUGAGCAGAUUCAAUGAUGCAGUGCUAGAGGUUAACUCUUUCGACCAAGCAGUGGGCAUUACAGCUGUGAUCUCGGGUCUCGGCCAUGAAAGAUUUAGAGACAGUCUGCUUAAACAUCCCGCCACCACCUUCAGUGAGGUAAACGAUAGAUCGUUGAAAUUCAUAACGGCUGAGGAAUACGCCAUGUCGCAACACCUAACUCCUAUUAAGAGCCAACACCCGGACUUGAGAGAUGAGAAUCCGAACAGGAAACGGAUGAAGACAACACAGAACCGAGGUCCGAUGUCGACUUCCACCCCGAGAUUCGGAAGGCCGAACUCAGCACCUCCGCAACAACCUACAGGUAAACCUCCAGAUCACGGUCAUACAACAGAGCAAUGUAAUAGUCUGAGGUCCGAACUGGAAAGUCUGGCACAGAAAGGAAUGUUGAAUGAGUAUAUCCAGAGAGUGGAACAGCCAAGGUUUGUCAGAGAACAAGGGCCACAGCAUCAAGCAAUCCGUAAUCCCCCAAAUAGACAAGGUGUGGGAUAUCAGCAAGCCCCACCCCCACUCCCACCACCAGCUAGAGUCAUACACAUGAUUACGGGAGGUCUGGAAGCUGGUGGACUGAGCUCUAAGCAGCGGAAGCUGUAUGUCAGAGAGGUUAGGCAUCAGAACCGAGCUCAGAAACGAAAAUUUGACGAUGCUGAGUGGAAGAAUCAACCCAUCACUUUCACAUCUGCUGAUCUUGAAACAGUUGUCACACCUCACAAUGAUCCUCUAGUCACUUCUGUCACAGUCAACAAUUGUGAGGUGCAGCGUGUCCUUGUUGACACCGGGAGUGCACCAAACAUCAUGUACUUCCAUUAUUUUGAGAGUCUUGGGAUAGAUCCAGCUCUGUUGCAGCGGUAUGAUGGUCCCAUCUACGGGUUCAACAACCAACCAGUUCCAGUUGAAGGAGUCCUCACCAUGAAUGUUGCCUUUGGAAGUGGCCGCAGUUAUGUGACCCCUUCAGUAAGGUUUUUAGUGGUCAAAAUGGCGUCAUCUUUCAACGCUUUCAUUGGUCGACCUACACUGACUGAGAUCCGAGCCGUGGUUUCCCAGUCUCAUCUAUGCGUGAAGUUCCCAACUCCUACGGGAAUAGCAACACUGCGAGGCAACCAGGAGGUAGCCCGGCAUUGUUAUAUCACCUCGAUAACACAACCUCAGAAGAGCAAGGCUCAGACACCCGAGAUUAAUCCCAAACAGAUACUUGAUGAUCGGCAAGUUAUGGGUGUUGAAAUAGUAGAUAACCGACCAGAAGAUGAAACCAGAGCUGCUCCAGUCGAAGAUGUGGAGGAGGUACAGAUUGAUGAUAGAGAUCCGAGCAGGAAAACGCAAAUUAGGACUAAAUUGCACCCGGAAGAAAGAGCAGAGCUAAUAGCUUUUCUUCGGGCCAAUAACGAUGUUUUUGCAUGGACUUCAGCAGAUAUGCCGGGAAUCCCCACUUCAGUUUUUCAACAUAAACUCAACACCAAUCCCCUCAAGAAACCAGUAGGCCAGAAGCGACGUCUCUUCGGGGGGGAGAGGUUAAAGGUUAUUAAAGAGGAAGUCGAGAAGCUCCUACAAGCCGGCUUUGUUAGGAGGGUAGAUUACUGUGAGUGGGUCGCCAAACCGGUGUUGGUGAAGAAAGCAAACGGUAAAUGGCGGAUGUGCAUCGAUUACACUAACCUCAACAAUGCAUGUCCAAAGGAUUGUUAUCUAAUGCCAAACAUUGAUAAGCUGGUUGAGGCAGCUUCGGGGAAUGAGAGAUUAAAAGAGCUCACUACUCUGGUAGCACCAUGGCCGUUUGCUCAGUGGGGAUUGGAUCUUUUGGGACCAUUCAUCAAAGGGGUUGGUGGUGUAACCCACUUAAUUGUUGGUGUAGAUUAUUUCACAAAAUAUGGGAUCCCGAAUCAGAUUGUGGCUGAUAAUGGAACUCAAUUUAACUGCACCUCUUUUCGAGAUUUCUGUUCCAGCUACGGGAUUAAACUACAGUUCACCUCGGUUUACCAUCCAAAGUCCAAUGGCAUGGUCGAAUCUGUUAACAAGUGCAUCUUAGAAGGUAUAAAGCCGAGGUUGGAACAACACAAGGCCAAAUGGGCAGAUGAGCUCAACAACGGCCUUUGGGCGUACAGAACUACGAGUCGCACUGCCACAGGUGAAACACCCUAUCAUCUGGCCUUUGGAACCGAAGCAGUCAUUCCUAUCGAGAUAGGAGUUCCAAGCUUCAGAGUCACCCAUUUCGAUGAAAGACGGAAUGGACAACUGCUUCGGGAGAACCUUGAUCUGCUUGAUGACCUCAGAGAAGAAGCACGACUUCGAACUCUAGUCUACAAGCAGAAAAUAGCAAACUUCUACAAUAAACGAGUUCGACCCCGAUCAUUCAAAGUGGGAGACCUUGUUCUCAGGAAAGCUGGUCUAACGGGGUUCGAAACUAGAUUCGGCAAAUUAGCACCAAACUGGGAAGGCCCCUACACUGUCGCCGAAGUGCCGCACCCAGGUGCUUAUAUCCUACGGGACACUGACGGAAAAAGGGUUCCUAGAGUCUGGAAUGUCAAUAAUUUGAAGAAAUUUUAUCCUUAAUGCAUCUCUUUCCAGAAAACUUUGUUAUUCCUUUACAUCGUUAAUGAACUUCACUUCACAUUCGAAGUGAUUCAGUCCUGUCAUUAUGACUUAUUCAGUCACUUCAUUUGUGGGGUUAUGAUUUUAUUACACUUACAUUUGAAGUGAUUUACUCAUUUCUGUAUUUGAAGUCCGCCUAUUAUAUAUCCAAGAUCGGAGAUCAGAACCUUGUGUUAAAUAAAGUUACUCUAUUUUA